AUGGAUCUUGAGUUAUUACAAGAUCUGUCCAAACUCAAUUUCCCAGCAGCCAUCAAGAUCCGAUCCAAAAGUACCUCUAAGAACAAGAACAACAACGGCGAUGACAACGAUGGCCUCAGCUGCAGCACACCCACAUCCCAAGAACACAAGAUUCCCUCCAUCGCUGAUUCUCCACCUCCUCCGCCGCGAAAACCUCGUCCACCGCCGUCGAAACCGUCGGCCACGGCGGCUCUGAUGAUCAGAUCGUGCAAGAGGAAGCUUUUAGUGCCGACUUGUGAGAUUAUCAUGAAUCGGGAAGAGAUUGACCGUUUCUUCUCCUCCGUUUAUAAUGACGCGUCAACGACGGCAAAACGGCGGAGAAGUUAUCCUUAUUGUGCGCGAAGAUGA
Microthlaspi erraticum is the source of this 387-nucleotide messenger RNA. The record is from the annotation of a GenBank genome assembly. Lineage: Eukaryota; Viridiplantae; Streptophyta; Magnoliopsida; Brassicales; Brassicaceae.